Molecule: messenger RNA, 11289 nt
Organism: Bombus pascuorum
Lineage: Eukaryota; Metazoa; Arthropoda; Insecta; Hymenoptera; Apidae
Gene: Hcf
Product: host cell factor
Exons: 7
Coding region: 408-5078 (1556 amino acids)
Biological process (GO): regulation of DNA-templated transcription; chromatin remodeling
Cellular component (GO): histone methyltransferase complex
Molecular function (GO): transcription coactivator activity; protein binding
Source: RefSeq, a predicted model, not a curated record
AACAUCGUGAACGUAAAUACACGGUGUGCGUUCUGUGUAUACGUGUUACGUUACAGACGUCUUCUAAAUCGUGUAGAAUUUUCAUGAUUCCCACCGAAAAAAAUUCAUCUGACUUUAUAUUUGUAUGGACCAUUUUGUUAAGUCAAAUUAAUUAAUAAAGAACAAUAGCCGAAGGUAGGUUAUAAUCAAGACGUACGAUAUUGACAGUGCUAAGAAUAUCAAGAAGUAGUAAGUUCUCGUUGGGUGUGUGAACCUUCGAAGUUAUCCAAACUGUUGUAUCGUGGACAUCGAAGAUAGAAAAGUUUGAAGAAAAGGACACACUAUCAUCGAAACCAUCGGGCGUUGCACUGUUCUAGGGGUAACACGGUGGGUGCAUAGCUGCGCGGUAUGAAAAAAUGAUGUGAUCGAUGGUCAUCAUGGCGGCACCCAUGCUAAAGUGGAAGCGGAUCACAAAUCCGUCCGGACCCCAGCCAAGACCUAGGCAUGGACACAGGGCAGUUGCUCUUAAGGAUCUUAUGGUCGUUUUCGGCGGUGGAAAUGAGGGCAUUGUUGACGAGCUUCAUGUCUAUAACACGACAACUAAUCAAUGGUUUGUACCAUCAACAAAAGGUGAUAUUCCACCUGGCUGUGCUGCAUAUGGAUUUGUUGUUGAUGGAAGCCGUAUUUUGGUUUUUGGUGGUAUGGUGGAAUAUGGAAAGUAUUCAGAUGAGCUUUAUGAACUUCAAGCAGUUAGAUGGGAAUGGAAAAAAUUGAGACCCAGACCACCGGAAAAUGAUUCUCCACCAUGUCCUAGAUUAGGACACAGUUUCACCCUUAUUGGCAAUAAAGUCUUUCUUUUUGGAGGAUUGGCUAAUGAUAGUGAGGAUCAUAAGAAUAAUAUACCAAGAUAUUUAAAUGACCUAUAUACCCUUGAACUACUUCCUAAUGGAGGAACAGUUUGGGAUGUACCACAAACAAAUGGGCAUGCACCACCACCUAGAGAGUCUCAUACCGGAGUAUCUUAUAAUGAUAAGACAGGAAAAACCUGUUUAGUGAUUUAUGGUGGUAUGAGUGGCUGUCGUUUGGGUGAUUUAUGGUAUCUUGAUGUUGAUUCAAUGACUUGGCACAAACCAGUGGUUCAUGGACCUAUUCCAUUACCCCGUUCUCUUCAUACUGCCACUUUAAUUGGUCAUCGAAUGUACGUUUUUGGAGGAUGGGUACCACUUGUUGUUGAUGAUGUUAAAGUUGCAACACAUGAAAAAGAGUGGAAAUGCACAAACACGUUGGCUUGUUUAAAUAUAGAAACUUGGACAUGGGAACAGUUAACAGUUGAUACUUUGGAGGAAAAUGUUCCUCGCGCACGUGCUGGUCACUGCGCGAUUGGGAUGCAUAAUAAACUUUAUGUAUGGUCUGGUCGAGAUGGAUAUCGCAAAGCUUGGAACAAUCAGGUUAGGGUUUGUUGUAAAGAUUUAUGGUACCUCGAAGUCGGUAAACCAUCUGCACCAUCGAAAUUGAAUUUAGUUAGGGCUAGUUUGCAAGCACUGGAAAUUCAAUGGACACCAGUGCCAUCUGCACAGUACUACAUAUUGCAAAUACAAAAAUGUAAACCUUCAGCGACAACUGGAACAUUUCCUACAGUCAGCACUCCAGCAAACACAGCAACACCUACCACGACAUCGGCAAUGGUUACUCUUGCAACUGAUUCUGCUACAUCUUCACCUGUUACUGCUGCCCCUGAGCUUCCACAAAUUCCAACCACUAUUAGACCGUCCAUACCUCCACAAACUCCGGUCCGAGUUCAAUCAACUGUGCAAAGCCCAGUUCAAAAACCAAUACCAUCACAAAGCGUAACAAAACCAUCAAGUCCAUUGACACCAAGAGUAGCCGGAAAUCUUAUCAGAAUUCGUUCUCCUUUAGUUACAACAACGCCAACAGCAACUACUGCUACUGAACAAGCUCCAACUUCUAAUACUACAGUGGCAGGCCAAACACCAGCUGCUAUGUCAGGAAUUGCUGCCUUAGCAGCAGCAGCUGCUGCUACGCCAAAAAUAAGCAUGAACAAUGUACCAAUUCUUCCACAAACUACAGCUAAUACAAUUAGGAUGAAAAAUGUACAACCAGGCCAACAAAUACGUUUCGCUGCCCCUGGAGCAACAGUAUUGAGAACUGCUUCACCACAACAAAGUAAACAAAUUAUCCUACAAAAACCAGGGCAAAAUAUAUCUGGUCAACCCCAGAUAGUACAUCUUCUGAAAACAGCACAAGCGAUGGUAGCAACUGUGCCUAAAGUAAGCCUCAUCCCAGGGAAGACUGUUCAAGCAACAGGUGCAAAGCCACUUAAUCAGGGGGCUAAAAUAUUGAGAUUAGUAAAUCCGAAUACUGUACAGGGAUCUAAAAUUCUUACUACUAUGAAAACAUCUAACAUCGUUGCAAUGAGCAAAGGGCAAAAUAUUAGCGGUAAACAAACGAUAAUGAUUACCAAACCUGGUGGUAAUGGUGGAUUAGUUGGCCGUAAUCAAAUAAUAGUAGUUACAACGGGAUCUAAUUUAAGAACUAUACAAGCUGUAACUACAUCCCAAGCUGGCAGUGGACAAACGGGUAAUAUUACUACACCUGUAAAUGUUUUACCCUUAUCAGCUACUAAUCACGUAACAAAUCAACAAGGAGUAAAGAUGAUCGUUGUAUCAUCUGGUGCAAUGGGCGGUGGCACUACUGGAAAACCAAUUACUAUUACAGUUCCAGGCCAAGGUGGUGUUCCAAAAACGGUAACUAUUGCAACUAAAGGAAGCCCACAAGCUAUCUUUAAUCCUGGAAAGAGUCAGAUUGUUACCAUGCCACAAAUACAGAAAACGCCAGAGACUGUCACAGUAUCUGGUAAGCCUGUAACAUUACAAAUGUCUGGAGGAAUAGGAGCAAAAACGGUUACUCUCAUGCCUACAAGUAGCACAAUAGUGACUACUUCAAGUGCAUCAGAGACAAUAGAUACAAGUAAAAUGUUAUUUGUCCCACCGCAAAAACAACCAUCAGCUUCAUUGGCAUCUACAUCUGAUGGUCCUGCUACCACUGAUGCAGCAUUGGCUGCAUUAGCUGCAGAGGCAGGUUUAAUAGAUCCAGUUCAAGAAUCUUCUGGUGAUCUAUCAUUCAUGGUAUCUACAGAUGAUGGUGGAGCAGGAGAUGGUAAAAUAGAAGAAAGUUGUAAUGGUGAUGAAACUACCACAGCAGCUGCUUUGGUUUCUCAAAUGGGAGCUGGUGAAUCAAUGCAAAUUGAUAGAGAUGGUAACUUUUUAAUUCCUCAAGUUGAUGGUCCAGCAGAUCUUCUUCUGUCUGAUGAUGACGAAGAAAACGAUAAAAUUGAUUUAGCGGAAGAUCCGGUGUUAGAGAAUCAAGAAGAUUCACAAGUUGCAGACUCUGUAAGUAUGGAGCAAGAUACAGAUGCAGCACCAGUGGAAGCUGUUCAUAUGGACGAGUCUUCUAUAAAAGAUCCAGAAACUUUGUCAGAAGGAGCAUCUGAACUUCCUGUUUCUACAAGCGCUGUAGAAGAUAUUCCGGUAGAUCCAGAACCUUCCAUUGAUGCUCAGCCAGACGAAAAUGACAUACCUAUUGAAGUUUCUAAUGAACCAGAACCAGCAAAUGAAACUGAUAUGCAAGAUGUGAAUGAUGCAUCAGUUGAAGAAGCACAAAUAAAACCUGAAAUUUCUAGUAUGCAGGAUCCAAUAGAAGCUUCAUCAGAAGAAGCAUCCAUGCCAGAUGCUAUGGAACUGCCAGAAAAUGAUGAAAGUGAACAGAUUGAAAAUAAUGAUAUAAAAUUAAUGGCAGUGGAUACGUAUACUUCUGAGUCUGAGAAACCAUCUGUUCCUGAACAUUUAUCACCUGAAGAUAGUUUAUCACAGCUCUCUCAAGAGGAAACUCAAGUUUUAGAAAAAAUUAAAGAUGAGGCUGUGGAGCCACCAAUGGAUCUUCCUGAAGGAACUCCAAUGGAAACAUUAGAGGACAACGAUGAACCAAUGGUUACAGAUUCUUGUUCAACUUCUACCACUGUUAAUAUUCCAAUCACAACAUCCAUCAUGCAGAUAAAAUUAGAACAGCCUGAUGAGCCAAUGAAACAAGGAAAGAUUCCUGAACCACCAGCAUCAUCUGUCAAUAGUAUUAGUCUUCUUGAGAAGGAAAUGGAUAUUAAAAAACCAGUAAUUCCAAUGAAAGUGGAAAUAAAAGACGAACCUAUCAAAAAAGAAAGUUUGAAACAAGAAAAGAUGAAUGGUACUAGAACAGAAAAUGGAGAUGAUUCCACGGCAUUAACUACGUUGGCUACAGCUGCCUUAGUUUCGGCAGAACAACCAAUAAAAAUAAAGGCUGAACAGACUGAAAAAGAAAAAAAAGAAGAAGAAUGGUAUGAUGUAGGAGUAACACAGGAAUCACGAUUUACUGUACAACAUUAUUACUUACCUAAUGAUGAACCUUUAGAUAUAACGCAACCAUUAACUAUGGAUGUUUUUGAAGGAAGAACAAAGGUUCCUUUAGAACAGGGAACUAUUUAUAAACUUAGAAUUGCUGCUGUGAAUAGUUGUGGACAAAGUGAUUGGAGUGAGGUAUCGGCGUUCAGAACAUAUGUUCCGGGAUUCCCCGGGGCACCUAGCGCUAUAAAAAUUAGUAAAACGGCAGACGGUGCUCAUAUUUCAUGGGAACCACCGCCUAACAGAAAUGAUGGACCCAUUUUGGAAUAUUCUGCCUACAUAGCUAUGGCGAAUACCGCACCAAAUAAUAACGGAGAACCAAAGACAACGGCGUCGAAUUCGAACCUAACAUUUACAAAAUUUUAUUGCGGUACAAACAAUUCUUGUUCGGUAUCUAAUAGUUCCCUUAGUGCCGCUUAUGUUGAUACUACUCGAACACCGGCCAUAAUAUUUAGAAUAGCAGCACGAAAUGUUAAAGGAUAUGGGCCAGCAACGCAAGUUAGGUGGUUACAACAAGCAUCUGUAGCGUCAUCAGAUCAAACUAAUUUUAUGGAGAACAACCCUCAAGUGAAGAGACGUGGUGUAAAUAUACGCUUACAAGCAAGCUCCCCACAGAAGAAGGUGAAACUAAAGAGACCAAGUAGCUAACUUUUCGUGAGCCUGUUUUUCCUUGACCUUUUACAGCCCAAAUAUCCAAACAGCGCUAUUCAUUAUUUAAUUUCCGCUGGUACACACGCCUAACAACGAUAAUGAAACAGUAUAUUCUUCGAAUAAACGACGUAAUAUGCGAGUAAAUGAAAGAAAUGAAUGCACGAUAUAGAGCGAUGGAAGAGGUAUCCAUAGCUAUAUUGAGGUAUAAACAUAAGGGUUAAAAAAAAAGUAUUUUAAGUGUUCUAUAUACGAAUACAAGGUCUUUCUAUACUGCGUUUUCUGACUCACCGUUAUUCUCCUAUUCCUUCGCGAAUGCGCGACAUUUUCUGUAAAGAUAACACGAAUACUGUUAAUAAAUGGCAAGGUGGUUAUUUUCAAGUUAAAUAACUUUCCACGUUUAUAAUUGCGUUCCAUAAUAAGCGUCAUAACAUACCGAUGAUACUUGCAUUAACACUUGCAUCACUUUUUAUGGUAUAUAAUUUCGUUUAAAUAUUGACCACCUCCAUUUUUAUUUUUUAAUAGGUGAAUUUAAUUUAGCUACAGGUUGUAAUAAAAGAAUGAUGAAAUGAAGUAGUCAUUUAAUUUGUACGAAAGCUUUGUUUUUAACAAAUGCUUUGUUCGAAUUUAUUUUAAAUUAUUUGUAUUUGAAAAUUUUUUAUUUUUACUCGGAUAUAUGUACGUACAGAUUUUCUAAUAUGAAGUGGAAGUAUAGAAAGCUUCCUGUUAUGUUUAAAUAUUUAUUGUAAAUACUGUAAUUGGAAAUAUUUUCUUUUAAUUUUAUUUACAAUUGUAUUUGUUGAAAUUUUGUCGAAAUUUUGCAGCGCGAUGCAAGUGUAACGAAAAUUUUGUUGAUAUCAUCUUUUUCUGUAUAGAAUAUCGGUGCUACAUUUUAUUCUCAUUACUUUUGUUACUGCCAAUCGCAAAAACAAAAUAUAUAAUUAACAUAAAGAGAAAGGAGCACGUAGUGUAAACUUCUUUUAAAUACAAAUUUGCUUUGAAAUUUUGUUAUUUCUUUCAGCAAUAAAGCAGAGAUAUUUUAUUAAAAAAAAGAAAAAAAAGUGGGAAACUAUAAGUUGGUAGAAAUGCACGUAUUAUUCGUGAAAAUUACAACUUGAUUUCGAAAGUGUUGAUAUUUUGAAAAAUAAAGAAUUUGAACAAAGUUAAUAUUUUUAUAUGGCAACAAAAUAAUUAUUUGGAUAGUAUAUCAUUAUAAUAUAUUAUGUGUAAUAAGAAGUUUAAUCUUUUAGGAUAUUACUAAGUCAAGGAAUUCGUAUAAAAAAAAAUUUAUAGAGAAAAUAAACGAAGUAGUCAUACAUUAAUUUGUUUAGGGAAGUCUUCAGUUUUUUUUGAGCAUAAUAUAUUUUAACUGAGAUACUGAAGUAGCUUUUAAAACAGUAGUUGGUAAAAACCAACGAUUAACAGAUUAUUAAUGUGGUUCACACAUAUGAUUAGGUGGCUUGGGGCUAUGUUGAAUCUGUAAUAAUUUAAGCGCACACUUUAUUUUUAGAUUAUCAAUACAAACUUUUUGUUAUCUGCUUGUAGCUUAAGCAUUAACAUGGCGUUUUAAACCCCUAAUAUGUUAUGCUAAAAAUUUACAUUAACAAUAUUUUAUAAACUAGCAUAUUCAAAAUGUGUUAAAAGAUUGAUAAAACGUUUAGAACUAAUAACUUUACAUUAAUUUGGCGUAUUAUUUUCAUCCAUUUUCAUUCGAUAAAUUCCAAUCUUAAGAAACUAUAUUUAACUAUGCGAGAUUAUUCUCGAUAACUAUCCGAUAACGUAAACUAUUUCUACGAACAAUUGAUAAAAAGUUAUUAGUUCUCUUAUCUUGUUUUGUAAGUUCUGUUAACAAAAAAUGACACUAGACCAUACUAGAAUAUCAGUUCAAAGUUAUUAUACAUAUUCUGCAAAUGAAAUAUUUUGAAAUGUACGUAUACGUGGUAUGAUAUUCUGUUCUAUCCAAAUGUAUUGAAACGAUAUCCAUAAUAUUCAAAUAUAUUCAAAGAAACUAUGAAUAAAUAUAGAAGAAAAAAAAUAUCUUUCAUGAAAUACUCGUUAUUUCACUGUAGCAAACUUUUAUAACGUGAAUGUGUACUUACACUGUAGAUACAUGCAUCUCCAAAACUAACUGUAACUAUACUAAAAUUACUAAAAAAAAAAAGUACGUAUUAAACUUCAUUUUAUUAUACUAGUAAGAGUGUUACAAUCUAUCUGUAUUAUAUACCUUGAACUUGUAUCAGCAAAUUUAUGAAUUAUAAAUUUUACAGAUUCUUUUUCUAAGUUUGAUACAGACAAAUUUUAGUUAUUUUAUUCAUUAUUAAUUGGGAUGAAAUAAGAAAUUUACAAAUAACGGAAAACAUAAUUAUACGUAAACUUAUAUUAUAAAAAGUAUAUUCUAUUUCUACCUAUACUGUAAUAUUGCUAUAAAUAAAUUUCAAUACGUUAUAUUUCAAUAUUAUAUUCCGCGUGCUGCCUUUCUGUUAAUCACUCAUAUCUUUUGGCAGUAACGAAAGCGAAUAUUAUAUAUGCACUGAGUUAUCUUCCUCCCGAGCUAAUUAAUUGUAGUAAAUAGGUCAAGUGAAUGAAUACCAUACCAAGACUUUUGGAUGUAAAUCGCGUACCUUUUUAAUAAAACGUUAAUGAACUAAUAAUUACGUUCAUUCAAAUUAUCAGCAAGAUCUACAUUUAAAAAUCUUAAAUGGUAUCGAUUAUAAGGACGUGAGAAACUUGAAAGAGAUCUAGAAAAUAAAGGAAGAAAGAUCUAUAGUUAAGGAAAUACAGAUGCAAAUAACUAUAAUAUUUUCUUUUCUAGCGCAUGAAAUAUGCUUAAGCCAGUCUUUGGUUUUUUCGUAAACACGAAAUUGAAAGUAAACUGUAAUGAACAAAUUUACUGUACUGUUCUGACAUAUAAGAAAAGAGAAAAGCAAACGGCAACGUCAGACCACGAUUUUACCACAGACUCUUUCUACGUGACUAGAUCUGAAAAUCAUACGACGCGAUUGCAACGUGCAAACACGCAUGAAGGAUAAUCAGGUAGAAAGCGAAUUGUACACGUUAGAGAGAAAUUGAAAGAAAGGACGCUGCAGCGAAGGUUUAAGAGACCUCGACUUUACGGUGAAGUCUUAUAGGAAUUUAGCGUGAUUCACGCUAAAUAGACUAGUACUGCACUCAACCUGCAAUCGUACUAAGUAAUAUAAACUUGUAUUUUUCGAUGGAAUUUCGUAGUCUCGAAGCAUAACCGCGGGACUACGAGAAAUUUUAGAACUGUGUUUUAGUGAUAAAAUUCGCAUACAAUUAAAUGUUACCGUCUAAGGUACCAAAAGUUUUGAUUUGGUAAUCGAAAACAUUGUAUACGAGAAGAAUAAUUCUAAGACUCAUAUAAACAGUUUCAAUUUCAAAGGCCAAUAUUUAAUUAAAUAAGAGAAAAUUGGAACACUAUUUCUUCUCGUGCAUAUCUUUUAAAGAUUCGUCGAAUUUUGUAAUUAACUUAUCCGAAUAAUAUCACACGUUUAAGCUACACUUAAGAAAACAACUUAGCGUGCCUAAUCGCAAGGUCAGUAAAAGAGAUAAAAAAGAAAAAACGCUAAACAACGUUUACAGAUUGUAAUUUUAUACCUCGAUAUAAAUUUAUAUUCGUACCGUCAUUGCGAAACGAGCAUCAUUAACGAUUAAAACGUCAACACGUGUCAUAGAUGAGAAUAUCCUACUUUUUAAUAUCUAAUCGCACUUUUUUAUAGGAUUCAUUAUUUCAAAAGCCAAUUUUACACAUAUUAUAUCUGGUAAAGUCGUACCAGAAACGACGCGAAUGAAGGAAUUAGCAACGUGUGAUUUUACAAUAUCAAAAAUCGUUUCUUCCAUCGAUGAAUUUUCAUAUGCAUACUCGCACGCGUUUAUGUUUUAUGACGUCAUAAAGAAAAACGUUCUAACUUCCACUUAAACAUUCUAGAAGCUUGAUAUAAUCGGCGACGAAGAACACACAGGUUCAUUUACGUGCUGGUUAGUGCAGUAUCUUCUUCCGGUUAUAUCUUCAACCAUCAUCCGACAUCCGACUUCGAGCGUCCAUCGCUUUCUCGUAAUCGUACAGCGUUGAUUAAAUUAUAUUGAUUAAUCGAUAAUAACGGAUCUAAAUCUUGUAUCUGUUAAUUAAUACAAAUUUAGUUGAUCGAAGAACGCAGAAGAGUUCGGUUGCUCUGUUCUCUUUUUUAAACUUCGUAAUUUCGAGAAUAACGGAGAGAGAAUGAAAGCGGACAAUGCGAGUUUCCGUAUAACAAUUCUACGGUAUAUGCGAACGAUUGUGUCGUACGAUGCAUGUUUCUGGCUAAUUAGGUGUGUUGCAUCUUGUGCAAAUAAAACAAGGACGAGUAAAUUUUUGAAAGAAGCUGAGAAGAGCAAUACCGUAGAGACAUCCUAUAUUCCGCUCACUGUAUCAACCGAUGGAAUGAUUAAGGAUAAAAAUAAAACAAAACGUGGUAUUUAUGUACGCGAGGAUCGACAUAGAUUUAUUCUUAGUAGGUAGCACAGGUGUGAUUGCAUUCUAUAUACAUAUACAUAGAAAAACGAUGCCUUUCGUGAUCUUUUGUUGAUUUUCUUUUUGUUGAAGAAAGAAACAAAAUUCGUUGUAACAAACGACGGAUAAAAACGUUGACAAGUUACCGAUCUUUCGACAAUAGUCUAAGGAAGACAUUCAAUGCAAUUCUGUAGAAUAUUUUUCACAGAAAGUGCAAUAUUUCGACGUGUCUCAAUGUUAAUUACCACGUGUCUUGAAACACGUGGACCCGUCGUGAGUAGAAAUUCGCACAGACGAAAAAUGCUGCGAUAUUCUUUUCGUUUAAUACAUGUUAAAGAACUUAUUAAUCGACAAUUAUGCUGUUUCGAAAGGAAUGCUGUGUAAAAUAACGUCGUGGCUUCGAAACACUCCAUCAAAUCACUAAUUCUAAUCAAAAAAGAAAAAAGAUCUAUUGCUCAAAUACUCAACUUCGCACUUCCUUGUGUUCAACUAGAUUUUACGUGAUACGUGUGUAAUGCCAUUGAAAAAUCGAUCAAAAGAGGAUACAGUAAAAAAGAAAAUGACAAAGAGAGUGGGAAGAAGGAAAAUGGAAAAAUUAAUCUAUUUGUUCGACAUCGAUUAAUUUCGAAGCAGCACGAUUUUCGAAAGUUUUAGAUUAGAUGAAAGGAACAAUUAAAUGGAACGUGUCCCGUGUGUACAUGUAUGUAUGUAAAUACGUACGAGUGUGCGGAAUACUAACAUACGGCGUUUGCAACAAUAGAUUAUUUUUCCACGUCUAGCUCGAAUGUUUCGAACCUUCGACGAACAUCCGUAAAGCUAGAUUUAGGACGUAAUGAGAAGUUGGUGAUCGGCAAUUCAUAUGUUUUGCAUAACGAUGAUAUACAGGUGUCCGUGACUGAAAUGUCCGAUGGGGCACAUAUUACAUUUAUCAUAUAUUUUAUUUUCCUUCAGACGUACAGGCGUAGUCACUGAACGUGAGAGAGAACAAUAACGAUGUCUAUGAUAAUAAUUAUAAUUUGCGUAUAUAUACAUUAUGGAUCGUUAUUUUCAUUUAUAAUUACGGUCGCUAAGGAAUUUAUAAUUAUGAUUGUUACAAUGAAAUGAAAAAUGCGUACAAUUAACGAACGAGACUAGAUAAUAAAAGGUGAUAAUACCAACAUUGGAUGGUUCGUAUUUAGUUAAAAUUUAAUUAGAAUAAAUCUAUUUUAAUACUGAAUCUAUAAGAUUGAAAAACUUUUUUAUUUUAAUCAUAACUGUAUAAUUACUAAUCAAAUUUCUACGUAAAAAAAAUAACGAUAUAAAGUAAAUGAUCUGAGAGUAUACAAGAAUUAUUGUUAGCAAUGGUAUAUACGUAAUUCGUAUAAAGAUAUCAAGUUAAUUGUACUGGAAGGAAGUAUACCUUAAAGUUUUAAUAUUGGCAAUGAAUUAACUUACGCAGGAAUCGCAUGCUUGUAUGAUCUUCUCCUUUAUGUUAUUAUACGAUCGAUUAGUUGAAAAUAGUUUUGCCAGUUUCUUGAAUCUUUCAGUAAAUCGUAUUACGAUGAAUUUGGACGUCGAGUUUCUGUGAGUGCAAUGUCUCUUGGCGUUUGGGUUCAUUAUGUGAUCGCGCUAUUUUUCACUCUAUUCAGCUAUAGAUUCUCUUCAAUGGUAGGGUUAACUAAACAUAUAUGUAAUAAAGAGAACAGAAUAAAUGUAUGUAAACUU